UCUUCUAUAUUGCCCACACGUAACAGGUUUCACCUGGAGGUCCACAGCUAUACUGUACUCUCAUAAUCCAAAGGUCCUUCUGGAACCUUCUACAUGGAAGACGGUAACAAUUUUGUCGUUAAUCAGCCGCCGCCGGCUCCGGCUGAACAAGACGAUCACGAUGAUAACAAUAGUUCCAGAGAAGACUUCGGCAAAAUGCUUUACGGAUGUGAACAUUAUCGGCGACGAUGUAAACUCCGAGCUCCUUGCUGCAAUGAAAUUUUCACUUGCCGUCACUGCCACAACGAUGCCAAGAGCGCUUUGAGCAACCCCAAGGAACGUCACGAACUUGUGCGCCACGAUGUUAAACAAGUUGUUUGUGCUGUAUGCGACACUGAACAACAGGUUGCUGGGAUCUGUUCAAAGUGUGACAUCAAAUUUGGGGAGUACUACUGUGAAAUCUGUAGAUUUUACGAUGACGAUACAACGAAGGGGCAAUUUCACUGUGAUGACUGUGGAAUUUGCAGGGUGGGUGGUCGAGAAAACUUCUUCCACUGCAGGAAAUGUGGAUCAUGCUAUUCAGUGGAUCUGUGUGAUAAUCACUUAUGCGUGGAGAACUCAAUGAAGAACCAUUGUCCCAUCUGUUAUGAGUUUCUUUUUGACUCAGUCAAAGGCACCACAAUUAUGAAGUGUGGACAUACGAUGCAUAUGGAAUGCUACACUGAGAUGAUCCAUCAGAACCAGUAUCGCUGCCCUAUAUGCUCUAAGUCAGUGCUCAACAUGUCCGGAACUUGGGAAAGAUUAGAUCUGGAGAUUGAGGCAACAGCCAUGCCUGAAGAAUAUCGUUACGAGGUUCCAAUUCUCUGCAAUGACUGCAAUAGUACUGGCAGAGCAUUUUUUCACAUUCUUGGCCACAAAUGCAAGCAUUGUAAUUCAUACAACACCCGCAUGAUUGGUACUGGCGAAGAUCCCCAAUGACAUGGGCAAUGGACAUUAUAUGCUCAGCUUGAUCUAAGUGGUGUAUUUUUACAUGGAACAGGCAACUGCCUCUACUUGUUUUUUCCUUUUUUCAUUUUGAUUCAUUUCUUCUAGUGAUCGGCCGUUUAACUGUAAAGAAUAUGGGCAAUAAUCAUCCGAUAAAGCUUAUCCUGUUGCUUAGUGAAAAUCUUCAGAAAGUAUCACAAAGCAGAACAAGUAUAGUUAAAUAACAUAUAUAUGCUGAGUUUGCAUCGAUUACCACAAAAAGAACAAUGAAUGUAAUUGUUACAUCCACUGAAAUGAAA
This is a messenger RNA of Nicotiana tabacum (common tobacco), 1262 nucleotides long. Its product is annotated as E3 ubiquitin-protein ligase MIEL1. Lineage: Eukaryota; Viridiplantae; Streptophyta; Magnoliopsida; Solanales; Solanaceae. Gene Ontology annotation, molecular function: zinc ion binding; ubiquitin protein ligase activity. The record is from RefSeq and is a predicted model, not a curated record. Gene Ontology annotation, cellular component: nucleus. Gene Ontology annotation, biological process: ubiquitin-dependent protein catabolic process; protein ubiquitination.